AUAAGAAUAAUAAACUCGUCGAGGGGUUUCGCUGCUCCGGAUCCACGGGAGCGUCGGAAGCUCUCGCGCGGCCGGAACACUAGCCCCGUGCAAAACCCUAGAGCGGGACGCUGAUCCUGUCGCCAUGGCCGCGGCCAACGAUCAGAUCACCAUGCGGGAGAUACUGACUCUUCCGAGUCUGGGUAUAAAUCCACAAUUCAUCACCUUCACGCAUGUAACGACGGAGUCGGAGCUUACAGUUGCCUUAAAUUCGGUACGCGAUGCCCUACGCGUCAGACGGGAAAUGACCCAGUAGGAAAUAUAUAUGUGUGAGGGAGACGUUCCGCGGGACAAUGUUGUUAUAAUCGACACGAACAUGCCAAUGCAGCCAUUGAGGAGGCCUAUCACUGCGGACUCGGCAUUGAUGAAUCCCAACAGCAGGAUUCUUGCUCUCAAAGCCCAACUACCAGGAACUACUCAGGACCACCUACAAAUAUUCAAUAUUGAGGCAAAAGCAAAAAUAAAAUCACACCAAAUGCCUGAACAGGUUGUCUUUUGGAAGUGGAUCACCCCAAAGAUGUUGGGGCUGGUAACACAAACCUCAGUGCAUCAUUGGUCAAUAGAAGGUGACUCGGAACCUGUGAAAAUGUUCGAUGGAACAGCCAAUUUGACAAAUAAUCAGAUUUUCAACUAUCGGUGUGACCCAACUGAAAAGUGGCUGGUUCUUAUUGGAAUUGCACCUGGUUCUCCUGAGGUAGCUGAUUUUAUGGUUGUUGGCUUGUGUUUCAGUAUUUCAGAAUAGUGUAGGUUUUUAUGGUGGUAUGAUAGAUAUUUUUUUUUCUUUUUGAUAUGCUAACAGUAAGGAGUUCUGAUUGAUCUGUGCAGCUUCAUUUUAUUGUCCCUAUCUGCAUGUAUCAAAAUCUAUCACUGUUUGGGUUGCAUAUCAUUGAUAAAAUAAAUUGGAAGUACCAAGUGAUAAUUACAGGGACAUUUACUCAAGCCUGCUGGUUCGGUAGCAUGGAUAGAAGCGAAUAUUUACUUUCUACCAUAUCUAGAUCUAGACAAUUGUGCACAAAUUAUAUUCUUUUUUCAAUUUUUCUAAUUUUAUUUUUGGGCAGAGGUAGUUGCAUGAAUAUCUGUAAUUUCGAGUCAUUUUUGCGUAUAAGUGAAUUAUCUGAUGAAUCUUUUGGGGCCUCCAAAAAAAUUUAUGGAAUAGUUCGUAAGUACCACAUGUUAAAAAUGAAAUUCACCAAGAUUGAUUAUGGUUGCAAGCGUGGGGUAGAAUUUGUGGUGCUUCAUUGGUGAAAAACUAGGAGAAUCUUACCUGGCUACUGCAUUUUGUAUUGAACAUAGAACCCAGUGUCAUUGGGAUCAAAUUUUCAAAGUUAGAGUACAAGUCAUGUGGCUUGCUCAACACUCGAAUACAACAUUGGCUUGUCCACAGAUCUACUUAGUUUUUGACUUUUCAUUCGUUGGCCUUGGUGUUUGAACAAUCCAAUUGUCUUUGAUGGUGCUUUUGUUAAUUUGACAAUCUCAACCAAAAGAAAUUCCACCUCAUAAUUUAGGUGUCAUUUGGCAUCACUUUUGUUUUUUUUUCCUCUAUUUUUAUUAUAAAAAAAUAAAAAUAUUUUUUUUUUACUUUUAAAAAUUAUAAUUAUGCUUGGUAUAGUUAAUUAUUUCUAAAAAUAAACAUAUCGAUGAUCAUGACAUGAUGGUUGUUGCAGCAGAGGUAGUGGAUGUGGUAAUGCUGCUGAUGGUAAAUAUGACGGCGAUAAAUAAUGGUGGCGAUGAUGGCAACAGUAGUAUGAUGGAGGCAAGAUGAUAGACCGAUAGGGGUGGUGGUGGCAGAGGUGGCGAUGGUGAUGGUGGUGGCAGUGGUGACGAUUGUGGUGGUGAGGGUACCAAUGAUGCGGUGGAGACGAUGGCUAUGGCAGUAUUGAGGUGGAGGCAGUGAUGGUAGUGAUGGUGAUGGUGAUGGUAGUGGUGGUAGAGGCAUUAGUGAUGCAGUAGGCACUUGUUUUGGGGCAAUUUUUUUGGUGCCAUUCAGGGCUGAGCUGAGGAUUGUCUGGUGAGUGAUCUCAUGGGGGGAGAAGAUGUAGUCGAAUGUUCUGAGUUAGCAUGCUCAAUAGCUGGUUUCAUGUGUACAGGUCGUCAAUACUUUCAGCAAAUGGUUAUUUUUUAUCUAUUUUGCUAUCAGAAGCACAAUCAAUUGCUGUAUUACUUCUGUUUUAGGUGCCAUAUCCUAUAUUUUCCAGUCAGUCCAGAUAAGUUGACUUUACGGUAUGUACCUCAUGAAACGUGUAGUUGCUGGAUAUAUAUAUAUAUAUAUAGUUCAUUUCUCCUGCUUCAAUGGAUAGUAUUACCACCUGAAGUUAUAUGCGUUCAUCAUUCUAUUUCAUUUGCUUGACUAUGUAUCAGAAAUGAGUGGUGGUAUUGCCUGGCUUUUCUGGUUUAACUUACAGAAUCAGAUGGAUACGUAGCAUAUCUGAUGUAGGCUGUUUUUUCUUUUUGCUUUUCUAUGAAGAGAGGAAAAAUAAGCCCUUGGAUUGGAUUUUUUCUAUCUGUAGAUUUUGCAGCUUUGGUGGAAGAAUUCCAGCAUCUAAAAGCAUUGGGAAUGUGUCACUGAUCAUUCAUCAUUCCUAUGCUUGACAGCUUUGAAUGCUAGGGAGAUGUUAUGCAAUCGGAAGUCAUUCUCAGCCAUAGUUUUAUUGUUAAACUCAACUUGUAUUUUUGAUGAGGUGUGUCACUGUUCAAGAAAAGAAACACGGCUGCAAUUGUACAAAUUAAGUUUGUUAUCUCAAACAGUUAAUGCAAUAUCCUCAUUGUUCA
Molecule: messenger RNA, 2808 nt
Organism: Phoenix dactylifera (date palm)
Lineage: Eukaryota; Viridiplantae; Streptophyta; Magnoliopsida; Arecales; Arecaceae
Source: RefSeq, a predicted model, not a curated record